UCCGCUAUUCCCGUCUACCCGCUCUCAUUUCCGGCGCGACAUAACGAAUGUGUUUCGUUGUUGCGCUCGAGCCCCGGUGAAUUUAAACGAGUACCAGCAGAGAUGUCGACCGCCCUUGAGAGUUAUAUCAACCGGACUGUUGCCAUCGUCACUUCAGAUGGUAGAAUGAUUGUGGGAACAUUAAAGGGCUUCGAUCAGACAAUCAACCUCAUUCUGGAUGAGAGCCACGAGCGGGUGUUCAGCUCUUCUCAGGGGGUGGAACAGGUUGUUCUGGGGCUUUAUAUCGUCAGAGGCGAUAAUGUGGCUGUAAUCGGUGAAAUCGAUGAAGAGACCGAUUCUGCACUGGACCUUGGAAACAUACGAGCUGAACCACUCAAUUCUGUGGCACACUGACACAGAAAGGACAGAAAACUUCCUUUCAGAUGAAACUCCCCACAUCCAUUUAAAGAUGCUCCCUAGGAAACUUACAGAUGCGGAAAAGCAGCAAUAUCAUUUGCUUUUUUUAAUCUAGAUGAAAAUGGACUUGGAUAUCCUUUUUUACUUAUUGCAAUAAAAAAACACUUAAAGAAA
Triplophysa rosa is the source of this 570-nucleotide messenger RNA. It is a transcript of the gene lsm8, whose product is annotated as LSM8 homolog, U6 small nuclear RNA associated. Gene Ontology annotation, cellular component: precatalytic spliceosome; U4/U6 x U5 tri-snRNP complex; U6 snRNP. The record is from RefSeq and is a predicted model, not a curated record. NCBI's taxonomy places the organism in Eukaryota, Metazoa, Chordata, Actinopteri, Cypriniformes, Nemacheilidae. The coding region runs from base 103 to 393 and encodes 96 amino acids. The transcript is spliced from 4 exons. Gene Ontology annotation, biological process: mRNA splicing, via spliceosome. Gene Ontology annotation, molecular function: RNA binding.